AGUUAGUAGCAUAUAAUUUUACAGUAAUAUUCAAAGGAAGAAACAGUUUUCAAGGUAAAAAAAAGUGAAACGAGAAAAAGCAAAAGGGUUCCAACCUACUUAUUGCGUGGUGGAAUGCUAUGAAAAUGAUCGAAUUUUUGUCAAGUUGAUGGCCACAAGAGGCUGUCUUGCCUUUAAACAGCGUGGACACCCAGUUGCAUUUGCAACUACAAUAAUAAAUUCAACCGUUGUUGAAUGCUAGCAGCCACUUUUAAAUUUUAAACAUUGGACUUCACCUUGUAAGUUCAAGUGAAGUAACAGAUUGUUAGAACUGACGAUUUAACUUUUUAACUUUUGAAAGUGACCUCUCUAAGUCUGAGUCCAUUCUUUUGGAGCCUCAGUCACCCAUUGUGCACCAGUUGUUUACUGAAUAUUAUUAUAUUAUAUACUACUAUAAAAUAAAAGAUUUGUUUAUGUUAUGUGGAAUAAAUUAAUGGCGAGAGAGAGAGAUAAGCAUCUCAAAAACUUCAAGUGGUAGUGGUACACACUCAGAAAUCAACGAUUUUUAAGAAAUCUGAUUCCACUUCUUGUUUUAGUAAAUACAUCUCAAUUACACAACAAUAACGUCCAUUUUUAAUCGAAGUAUAGCAUCAGCAAAGUAAAGAAAAGCAGAUUAGUUGUUGUUCUUCUGCAGUGGUGGGCUUGAAAAAGUUAAUUUUUCAUCGAGAAUUUAAAGGCGCAAGAAAGGAUUUGUUUAUGUAUGUCGUGGGGCCGAAUGCACCAAAUGCUUGAAGGGCAGAAUCUUCAUUGUCAAUAACCUGGAAUCAUAAGAGUCUGAAUUUUCUAGAGGCGUAGAUGAUAACUAUGGGAAGCAACAGCUCUUAUCUUCGGGAUUUUUGAACAGAGACUGCCUGUUCAAGGUUAAUGAGAUCUUUCUUUGUUGCUCACGUUCUUGUUCCUGCUUCUUCAUAUAGGUUUUCUCUUUCAUAAAUAUCACCAGAAAAUAAAAACAUUUUGAUAUGGUGGUGUAAUAGCCGUUUGAGAUUUGGGAUAUCUUCAAGAAUCUCCACAUGGUACAUAUAUUUUUUGUUUUAAACGAAAAUGAAAAUCCCUUGCUUUUAAUAUUUAAUGUUUUGGGUUAUAUUAGACGUAAACCAGAUGGGUUAUGUUGAAAAUACUUUUCUCAAGGGUAUUUUCUCUAUUCCUUCUGAUAAAGGGAGAAUCUUGAAUCAGAAGGGUUGAAGGUAUCAGUUGACCAGCUGGGAAGAAUAUGUGGAAAGUGGGGUUUUUUAUGUUUGUUCUUUUGUUCUGUUCUUGAAUUUGCAUCAUGAAAUAUGGUGCUCCUCAAAUUGGGAUUUAUCCUCUGAUUGAUUCUCGUCUUACUUGCUGCUAUUGUGUGUGUGUGAGUGUUUUUUUUUUCUUUUUACUGAUAUUAGAUGCGGAACAGCAAAAGAGAAGCCUAAUUUUAUAUGAUACACAUUAGUUAUUCCUUAUCCUUUGCCUCAAGCUUUUAGUUCAUUGGCUUUGCUGUUUCCAAUACUCCGUGGAAUUUCAUUAUUCCUAUUAUCUUAUCCAAGUUGGUAUUCAUGAAGAUUUUGAUCGGUCAUACAGAUUGUCUUGUGAAGAGUGGAAUUGAUCCUAAAAGUUAUUCUUGUCAAAUUUAUAGUUGACAUUAGAUCACCCUGAGGAACCUUGGGAUUUCUAAAAUUAAGUGGAAUAACGCCAUCAUGGAGGAUGUCAUUUUCUCACCAGGUGCUAUGCUGUACGGCCCGCCAGAUUCGGCAAUGGAUUUCGACUACAUGGAUGAAUUGUUGUUAGAGGGUUGCUGGUUGGAGGCAACAGAGGGAUAUGAAUUCGUUAAUCCCAAUCCAUCCACUUCAAAUUCUUUCUUUGAUCCUGCAUUUAUAUGGCCUAUUUCAGAGUCAACUACUGAUGAUUUGGAUGCUGGCCCCUCUCAAAUACAUAAUCAAGGAGAGAAUCAAAGAUCAUUGUUGCCUCGGAAUUCGCUUAUGAAUAGAACUCAAGGUGAAAGUUUGGUCAGUCCUCAAUUUAGUAACAACAUAGCUGAUGUUGCCAGAAGUGACAGUCUACAUGGUGAUUGUAUAACUGACGGUUCUGAGCUGAGCAGAAGGUGGUGGAUUGGACCCAGAACUAAUCCUGGUCCUGCAACUUCUGUGAUGCAGAGGUUAAUUCAGGCACUUGGUCAUAUUAAAGAUUUUGCUAAAGAAAAGGAUGUCCUUGUACAAUUAUGGGUACCUGUAAAUAGAGGAGGUAGACAUGUUCUAACUACGAGUGAACAACCCUUUUCACUUGAUCCCAACAGCCAAAGGCUUGCGAGUUACAGGAACAUCUCUGUCAAAUAUCAGUUCCCCGCAGAGGAGAAUUUCAAGGACAUGGCGGGACUUCCCAGUCGGGUUUUCUUGAGUAAGGUUCCAGAGUGGACUCCUGAUGUCAGAUUCUUUAGAAGUGAUGAAUACCUACGAGUAGAUCAUGCUCAACAACAUGGUGUCCGUGGAACUUUUGCUCUUCCCGUUUUUGAACAAAGCAGUAGAACUUGCUUGGGUGUUAUUGAAGUGGUGAUGACUACCGAGAAAAUCAAGAUUCAACCUGAGCUCGAAAGUGUUUGCAAAGCAUUAGAGGCUGUCAAUCUUAGGAGUUCUAUAGCUUCCAGCACUCAAAACAAUCAAGCAUGCGAUAAUUCUUAUCAAGCUGCCUUACCUGAGAUCAAAGAAGUUUUGAGGUGUGCGUGUGAGAUGCACAGAUUACCCCUGGCUCAGACUUGGGUUCCUUGUAUCCAGCAAGGUAAACAGGGGUGCCGGCAUUCCACGGAGAACUAUGUUCGUUGUGUGUCUACUGUGGAUAAAGCUUGCUGUAUAGCUGAUCCUAAUAUCCUGGGUUUUCAUGAGGCUUGCUCCGAGCAUCACUUGUUAAAAGGUCAGGGUGUUGCUGGGGGAGCAUUUAUGACUAACCAACCAUGCUUCUCAGCUGACAUAACUGCCUUUAAAAAGACUGAAUAUCCUCUCGCUCACCAUGCAAGGAUGUUUAAAUUGCAUGCUGCUGUUGCAAUACGUUUGCGAUGCAUUCACACCGGUAAAGCGGACUUUGUCUUGGAGUUCUUCUUACCUGCAGACUGCAGAGAUCCUGAGGGACAGAAGAAGAUGCUUAAUUCACUAUCCAUCAUUAUACAACAAGUAUGCUGUAGCUUACGGGUUGUAACAGAUAAGGAGCUAGAGGAAGAAAAAGAUUUGGCAGUCAAUGAAGUUAGAGCCCCUUUGGAUGGCAUACCCGGUAGAGAAGAGCUAUCAAAAGAGCAGUGCAUUCAUCAUUCACAAAAGUUUUCUAGAGAAAAUUCAACUUGGACUUCCAGUCUCACUGAGGUUCAACAGAGCAGUAAUGCUGCCUUGGUACUAGAAGAAAAACCAAAGGCCAUGUUAGAUGAAAAAUUAUCUGAGGUAAAGCAGCAUGAAAAACAUAUUAGCCUAAGAGAAAGUGUUGAACAGUCUACUUUUAAUGAGAUUAGCUUUUCUAGUGUGGCUAUUGGAAAAAGAGGAGAGAAAAGGCGUACCAAGGCAGAAAAAACAAUCACUUUGCAAGUUCGCCGCCAUUAUUUUUCUGGAAGCCUAAAAGAUGCAGCAAAAAGCAUUGAUGUGUGCCCCACAACCUUGAAAAGAAUCUGUGGGCAACAUGGAAUAAAAUGCUGGCCAUCUCGAAAAAUCAAGAAAGGUGGAUACACCUUACAGAAACUCCAAAACUUCAUUGACUCCGCAGAAGGUGCCUCUGGUGCUUUUCAUAUUAAUGCCUUCUAUGCAAACUUUCCAGAGCUGGCCUCUCCAAAAUUAUCAGGAAUCAGUACAUUAGCAAACUCAAGGCUGAAUGAUCUGUCAAAGCAAACAAACAAACAGCCCGCAGGGGGUAAUUUCCUGCCCCAAGCUGCUACUUCAAAUUCGCCUUCCUCCUCUUGUUGUCAGAGUUCCAGUUCAAGUCAUUGCUGUUCCAGUGAAACACGUAAACCUUCGGCAUUUAACAUUUCAGGUAAUGAAGAUCUUAUAAUUGGAGAGAGCGGUGGGGAUGGUGAGCUGAAAAGGGUCGGAAGUGCUGUAGAACUGCAUUCCUUAAGUCAAGAAGGACCAAAGCUGUUCCCAAGAUCUCAGAGCGUUAGAUCUCUUAAGGUACAGCUUAUUUCUGACAGUCUUCAACCCAUAUCGGAUAAUACUGUCCAGAUUGUUCAAGAUUUGGAUGCUCAAAGAGUAAAGGUCACAUAUGGAGAUGAGAAGAUCCGUUUCCGCAUGCGGAGUAAAUGGCGGUUUAGAGAUUUAUUGCAUGAAAUUAGAAGACGAUUUAAUAUAGAUGAUAUAAGUAGAUUUGAUCUCAAGUACUUAGAUGAUGAUUCUGAAUGGGUCUUAUUAACAUUUGAUGCUGAUUUGGAGUGUAUUGAUGUAUGUCAGUCAUCUCAGGGCAACACAAUUAGACUUGCAUUGCAAGUUUCUCAUAGCCAUUUGGACCGGUCUUCAGGUAGCACUGGUCCACCAUGAUCUAAAGUUUUAGUAUCAACAGGUACUACUGAUAUGAAUGCCUUCUCUUAUUGAUUCAGAUUUUGGCUCUAAUCUUGCUGUGUGAGUUAUGAGAAAGAGAUCCUGGCAGCAAUCUGUAAAGCAAUGUUUUUGAGAACAGAAAUCUUAAUGUUCCACAGUGACAGUAACACCUUUGGAUGCAGUGCUGAAGGAAACAAUCGUUUCUUCGUCUAGCAGAAGAAGUUAAAUAAAAGGAUCAUAGAGAAAUUUCGAAGGAAGUAGUUGUCAAAGGAUUCAGAGAAGUGAUGUUGUUGACUAUUUUCUGCAUGGGACAAUAGAUGCUGGAGCCGAAGGUGGUUUUAAGGUUAAAAGGUUCAUCCAAUACCAUGAAAGCCAUCUUAAAGCUACCUUUCUGUUACUGUGGUAGAGGUUAAGUGCAUGUAGUUGGUGCACUUGGAAUGUAAUCUCUUUCUCCUUGUGGAUGAGAUUUGCUGUAUAUUUAGUCAUGACUAGAGCAGUAAAAACUGAUAUGUCAAAAUAGAACAAUAAUAAUAACAAUAGUACUCCAUAAAGAUGAGAUUCCCCCAAAAUUUGAUUCAUUUUUUAUAUCCUAUGAAGAUAAAUGGAUAUAUUUUCUGUUAGCUUUCUUUUCCAUGUGCACUGCAAUGGUGACUAAUGACCAUGAAGCUAGAGAAAUCCAAGUUUUAUUUUACACCAGGAUGAUAGGUAAAAGUUUGCGGCCUAUGGAAUGCUAAAUUUCAGGUGGGGACUUUUUUAUCUUAACUCACUUUCCUAAGCAUUAGAGAGAAAGUGUUUUGAACUGGUUCUUGCAGUUUGUUGUGUUUAUUACUGCAAAAUUGAGCUUUCUUUUCUGCUUCUCAUUUCCUAUAAUUCACAUCGAUCUCAUCCCAGGGGAUGAAAAUAGAGCAUUUUCAUUUUCGGUGGUGUCUUUUCAAAUUUAUUUGAUCUAUUUUU
Molecule: messenger RNA, 5465 nt
Organism: Durio zibethinus
Lineage: Eukaryota; Viridiplantae; Streptophyta; Magnoliopsida; Malvales; Malvaceae
Source: RefSeq, a predicted model, not a curated record